Messenger RNA from Cryptococcus wingfieldii CBS 7118, 843 nucleotides. RefSeq lists its product as hypothetical. Lineage: Eukaryota; Fungi; Basidiomycota; Tremellomycetes; Tremellales; Cryptococcaceae. The record is from RefSeq and is a predicted model, not a curated record. Gene Ontology annotation, molecular function: protein serine/threonine kinase activity; ATP binding. Gene Ontology annotation, biological process: signal transduction; peptidyl-serine phosphorylation. The transcript has 3 exons. Gene Ontology annotation, cellular component: nucleus; cytoplasm. The coding region runs from base 1 to 843 and encodes 280 amino acids.
AUGGUUUGUCUAUGGGUAGCCUGGUCUUUGGGCCCGUCUUUGGAUAGCGUCAUCGAGACGACCAAAGAAGGCGAGUUCAACCCCAAAACGACUCUUCAAAUCAUGGAUCAAGUCAUCACCCGCAUCCAAGCUCUCCACGAACGCCAAUGGAUCCACCGCGGCAUCAAGCCCGACAACUUUUGCAUUGGUCCCAUCGGGAGCAAGAGCGAGGACAUGGUGUACUUGAUCGACUUUGAUGAUGCGUACAAAUACAUCUCGCCGUAUGGGAACCAUUCCAGAGACUGGGGGGACAAUCAGGGAAACUGGAAUUGGACGUCGUUGGCCGUGGAUGAAGGGCGGCAGACGAUUCGGUGGGAUGAUAUGGAAUCCGCUGGUUAUAUGGCCGUUAACUUUCUCAAGGGGUGGCAUGGUGACUCGUCCCGCAACAGUCAUUCGACAAUGGGCUCUGCAGAGAAGGACACUUCCCUCGACGAUCUCUGCAAAGACGUCCCCCAAGAGUUCAUCACAUACCUCGCCUACUGCCGCUCACUUGAAUACACCCAGCAGCCCGACUAUGACUAUUGCCGCCGGCUUUUCCAACAAGUGUUUGAGAGAGAAGGGUUCAGAGAUGAUGGAGUGUACGACUGGAUGGCCCCGCAGAGUGCUGGCGAAUCGGAGAAGCUGAUCGGCCAACUUUCCUCCGAUGAUGUUGAGAACAGCGAGCAGUCUGAAGAGAGCUGUUCGUCGGCUGGUUCGGGUGCUGACACUACUGUUGAACAUUCUCUUAUCAGCCAGCCUGAGACGACUGAAGCAGGUCCUUCCCAGUGUCUGGGUUUUAAAACUCGCCAUGUUAUAAGGGAUUGA